Messenger RNA from Rhipicephalus sanguineus (brown dog tick), 528 nucleotides. RefSeq lists its product as uncharacterized. The transcript has 2 exons. The record is from RefSeq and is a predicted model, not a curated record. NCBI's taxonomy places the organism in Eukaryota, Metazoa, Arthropoda, Arachnida, Ixodida, Ixodidae. The annotation marks the transcript as partial.
GUGGGGUUGCAGGUUCAGCUGCAGAUGCUGCAGAGCCAGAAGGCCCAGCGGUGCUCCAAGUGCUGCCCGAGGAGCAGAGCCCACGCUGGGGAGGCGGCCGAGAAACCGCUGCUGCUGGAGACCAGCCUACCUGGCCAUCACCAGGGUGUGGCCACCAUCACCAUGGGGCCGCUCAUGCUCAGCUGCGCCGUCUGCGCAACUGCAGCUCGUCCUUGCUCAAGGAAGCCACGGUGACCUGCGUCGCACCUCAUCACAGCAAGGUGUGCUUUACAUUUGAGUGCCCCGAGUGGGAGAAAGUGCGUGAGGAUGACAAGAUGGGCUUUAUCAUGACCGAGUGUGGAGUGGAAGGAUCCAGCUUGCGGCUGGUUGGCCAUGGCAGCAGCGGCUCCCACCAGGCAGAGGCCCUGUUCUCCUCUGCAGAGGGAGAGCCGUCCUGUGACGCUCUGCUCCUGCUCGAGAUCAAGACGGUCUGGUUCAACUUUGCGGCUCCUCCAGCACCACCAAUGCACACCGUACCGACUUCACCAG